AUGCCCUGUAAAUUGCCUGCACCACACUCACUGCCCAAAGUGCAGCGGUAUGAGCCAUGGCAUCUCACAUCGUUUCGCCUUCCACAUUCCGAUCCGCCAAGACCGUGGAAGGAACACUGGUUCCUGCCUUCCAUCUGCCAUACCACACCCCACUCCACCGGUCCCUGCCAGAAUCAUCCCUUUUCCGGCUUUUCUUGCCCGGCUUUUUCUCCGUCUGUCUCUAGUCAGUUGAACAAGUCCCGUCCCCCACGUGCCGUCACUCUCUUACCCGAGGUGAUUUUAACCGAGCCGGAUACCGGAAAGCAAAGCCAAAAUGAGGUAAGCGAACCUGCCCACCCACCCACUCUUGUUGGGCUGUCUAGCUCGCUUGCUCUUCACAGUGUCGGACUAUCGCCCAUUUGUGCUGCACCGCAGUGGACUCGUCCCGCACACCUGGAAAACCUGACGAUUCACCGGCCCCCGUGUUGCACAUCGCACAUUGCUGCAUCGCAUAUCGCCGCCACAGAACAAGAGUGUGGGGUUUCGCGCCCGCUUGCGCACUUCAAGAUCCAUCUUACCGGUCCGGUAGGCUGGGCCCAACUUGCUCCGGACUCGCUGGCCAUUGAAAGAGCCCUCAUUUCACCAUCCCCCCUCCACGAUUAUGCUCUCCCGUAG
This is a messenger RNA of Colletotrichum orchidophilum, 654 nucleotides long. RefSeq lists its product as uncharacterized. The record is from RefSeq and is a predicted model, not a curated record. The transcript has a single exon. The coding region runs from base 1 to 654 and encodes 217 amino acids. NCBI's taxonomy places the organism in Eukaryota, Fungi, Ascomycota, Sordariomycetes, Glomerellales, Glomerellaceae.